This is a messenger RNA of Myripristis murdjan (pinecone soldierfish), 2257 nucleotides long. It is a transcript of the gene dars1, whose product is annotated as aspartyl-tRNA synthetase 1. The transcript is spliced from 18 exons. Gene Ontology annotation, biological process: aspartyl-tRNA aminoacylation. NCBI's taxonomy places the organism in Eukaryota, Metazoa, Chordata, Actinopteri, Holocentriformes, Holocentridae. Bases 135 to 1730 code for a protein of 531 amino acids. Gene Ontology annotation, cellular component: aminoacyl-tRNA synthetase multienzyme complex; cytoplasm; cytosol. The record is from RefSeq and is a predicted model, not a curated record. Gene Ontology annotation, molecular function: aspartate-tRNA ligase activity; ATP binding; RNA binding.
ACCGGUGUUUGGUGCUUCACUAAAACGGGUCUUUCCUUCUUCCAGCCGUCCAUGCUCUGAACAGCUGAUGAGGUGUUUCUGUCUGUCAAAGAAGCGUGAAACCUUCAGCCUAAUCUCCAAGAUUAUAAUCUGACAUGACUAAAGAAGAAGUCCAGGGGGCGGCGCAGGAGGAGGCGCAGGCCCAGUCAAAGAAAGCCCUGAAGAAACAGCAGAAGGAAGCGGAGAAAGCUGCAAAGAAGGCUGAGAAACAGGCCAAGCUGGCUGCCGAGGAACAAAGCACAGAGGAAGAUGAUUUUGCCAAGGAGCGCUAUGGUGUUUCGGCGAUGGUCCAGUCGCAGCAGAAACUGGACAGGCUGUUGGUGCGCGUGCAGGACCUCACUGCCGACAAGGCUGAGCAGCUGAUCUGGGUGCGCGCCAGAAUCCACACCAGCAGAGCCAAAGGGAAGCAGUGCUUCUUGGUCCUGCGUCAACAGCAGUUCAACGUGCAGGCGCUGGUCGCGGUGGGAGAUCGUGCCAGCAAGCAGAUGGUCAAGUUUGCCGCCAAUGUCACCAAGGAGAGCAUCGUAGACGUGGAGGCGGUGGUGAAGAAAGUAGAGCAGAAGAUCGAGAGCUGUUCCCAGCAGGACGUCGAGCUCCACGUCGAGAGGAUUUUUGUCAUCAGCCAAGCCGAGGCCCGUUUGCCCCUGCAGCUGGAGGAUGCUGUCAGGCCCGAAGGAGAGGCCGACGAGGAGGGCAGAGCCACGGUCAACCAGGACACCAAGCUGGACAACAGAGUGAUCGAUCUGAGGACGACAACCAGCCAGGCCAUCUUCCGCCUCCAGUCGGGCGUGUGCCAGCUCUUCAGAGACACUCUCACCAAGAAGGGCUUUGUGGAGAUCCAGACCCCCAAAAUCAUAUCAGCUGCCAGCGAAGGCGGGGCCAACGUCUUCACGGUGUCCUACUUCAAAACCAGCGCCUACCUGGCCCAGUCGCCCCAGCUCUACAAGCAGAUGUGUAUCUGCGCUGACUUUGACAAGGUCUUCUGCGUGGGUCCAGUUUUCAGGGCGGAGGAUUCCAACACCCACCGUCACCUGACUGAGUUUGUGGGUCUGGAUAUCGAGAUGGCCUUCAACUACCAUUACCACGAGGUCAUUGACUCCAUCACUGACACCAUGGUCCAGAUCUUCAAGGGCCUCAGAGACAACUUCCAGACGGAGAUCCAGACGGUGAACAAGCAGUAUCCCAGCGAGCCCUUCAAGUUCCUGGAGCCCACCCUGAGGCUGGAGUACACCGAGGCCGUGGCCAUGCUGCGGCAGGCCGGGGUGGAGAUGGGCGACGAGGACGACCUCAGCACGCCCAACGAGAAGCUGCUCGGCCGCCUCGUCAAGGAGAAGUAUGACACAGACUUCUAUGUGCUCGAUAAGUAUCCGCUGUCUGUGAGGCCUUUCUACACCAUGCCUGACCCCAGCGACCCCAAAUACUCCAACUCGUACGACAUGUUCAUGAGGGGAGAGGAGAUCCUGUCCGGAGCUCAGAGGAUCCACGACGCUCAGCUGCUGACGGAGAGAGCCUCUCAUCACCAGAUCGAUCUGGAGAAGAUCAAGGCCUACAUUGAUUCCUUCCGGUAUGGAGCUCCCCCACAUGGCGGCGGAGGCAUCGGUCUGGAGAGAGUCUGCAUGCUCUACCUGGGCCUCCACAACGUCCGCCAGACCUCCAUGUUCCCACGUGACCCCAAGCGCCUGACCCCUUGAGCCCUCGGUCACGUGCCUGAACCCAGCCAUCACCAGACAAACACACGAUGCUGGUCAUGGGGAAAAAUACUAAUCCACAAUCCAUAGAAAGAGAGAAAGAGAGAGAGAGAGUGUAGGAGCUGAUGCCAUCCUAUGACUCUGAAGUGCCACUCUGAUUAACCAUUUGAAUGAUAGAAUAAAGCCAUUGUUAACAAUAGGUUGAACUUUAUUGAUUGGUGUGCACAGUUGGUCUAGCCUGACACAAAUAACAGAUAUAUUAAAGGGAAAAAGGGGUGUUGGCAAAUGAUUUAGUGACAUGUUGCCAUAAAGGUGCACACUCAUAAUCCAUCUCUUAAUCAAUAAAUCAGUGUUUGUCUUAGCUCUUUUUUUAAUGGAGAUCUAACGGUCUACUUUGAUACAGGUCUAAGGCACUGCUACUACCUGAUGAUUGUGGUCUCAAGCAGUAUGCUGGUGUUAAUUACUACAGAUGUUUUGUAAGUAAUUGGAGCACUAAACAUGGACAAUAAAAAGACUUCUCAAACCAUAAA